This is a messenger RNA of Salmo salar (Atlantic salmon), 2720 nucleotides long. RefSeq names its product nuclear RNA export factor 1. Lineage: Eukaryota; Metazoa; Chordata; Actinopteri; Salmoniformes; Salmonidae. The record is from RefSeq and is a predicted model, not a curated record. Gene Ontology annotation, biological process: poly(A)+ mRNA export from nucleus. Gene Ontology annotation, cellular component: cytoplasm; nucleus. Gene Ontology annotation, molecular function: RNA binding; protein binding.
GUUUAAAGUUAUCAGGAGGGUCCGUCUGCGGACAGGGCACUAUCAAUUUGGUUCCUAUCGCAAAUUUGAUAUUGUAGUCGCCAUUUCUUUUCAUCGUCACAACUUAUAUUGCUAAAACUAAACACUUAGACUAAUAUUUAGUUUUGAUCAAGCAUUGUUUAGAUGUGGUGAAUAAUUGAUUUGCACUGCAAAAUGAUGCAUCACCAGAGCAACGUUGACGUUUCUCCAAUUUUCUAGCUAGCAAACUUUUAAACUGCACAAGUGAAGUUAACCAGCAACCCAUGUAUAUAAAAUAAAUUGCAUUUGUUCAGAUAAUUUGGUGACAGUACUCGGUAACUUUGCAAGACUCAAUAUGACCUUCCGAAAAUGGUACCCCAACCUGGCUGUGGUCGCACGUGUCCGAUUUGACCAAGAUCAGGAGGGAGUUGUCGUCCAGAGAGAUGUCACGCGCAAAGGCAAGCUACCAGGAGAGCAUGACAACAGAGUCGCGGGCCCUCAGUUCUGGGGGGGCCGUAUGAGUCGGGGCCCCUUUAGGGGCCCAAUCUACUACGACGGUCCGGCCAGGCAGCAGAGGCCUCGAGGGGGCCAAAUGGGUGGGUUCAGGGGCCCUGGACCAGGACCUCGGGUCCGGUUCGAAGAUAACUAUGUAGACGUAACUAUGAACAGCGGGAGCCCACAGGAUGGCAGCUCUCACCGCAGAUUCAACCCGUACAGGUGGCCGAAUUGGAAAGGCGAUGGACAAUUUGACCGAGACAGAAGAGGAGCUGGGGGCUACAAAGGAGGAGGUGGAGGAGGGAGAGAAGGAGACGGAGGAGGAAAAGACAAGAGAAGUUGGUACAAGAUGAUUAUUCCCUAUGGGAGGAAAUACGACAAGAAAUGGCUGCUGACGGCUUUACAGAACCUGUGCUCCGUACCCUUCACACCUGUUCAGUACCAGAUUGAAGGCCAUAAAGCCCAGUUCUACCUCGAGGAUGCCUGCACAGCCAACGCACUGUGCAGAGUCUCUCGCCAAAUCACAGACACUGAGGGCUACAAGGUGAUAGUGCUGAUGAACCCCUGUCCUCCUCCCGCCAUCCUCAACACCCAACUGAAGCCUGAAGACAUGGAGCACUUAAAGCAAUGCAUGGCCAAGCGUUUUGAUGGCUCCCAGCGAGCACUGGACCUGAACAACAUCCGUACUGACCCAGACUUGGUGUCUCAGAACAUCAGGGCGAUCUUGAGCAGAAAGACCUUUAUGGAUGCUGUGGUCAAGAUCAUUGAGGAAAACAUCCCUGAGCUGGUGUGUCUGAACUUGAGCAAUAACAAGCUGUAUAAACUGGAAGAUGUGGCAGAUCUGAUAAGCAAGGCCCCACACCUGAAGAUCCUCAACCUCUCCCACAAUGAGUUGAAGUCAGAGAAGGAGCUGGAUAGGUUGAAGGGUUUGAAGCUGGUUGAGCUGUGGUUGGACCGUAACCCACUGUGUGACCAGUUCAAGGACCAGCUCACCUACAUCAGUGCUAUCAGGGAGAGGUUUCCCCGGCUACUCAAACUGGAUGGUCAUGACCUCCCCCCGCCGAUAGUGUUUGAAGUGGUAACACCCACCACUACCCCCCCCUGCAAGGGUAGCUACUUCGGUUCAGAAGAAAUCAAGGUCCUCAUCUUGCAUUUCCUGCAACAGUACUACAGUGUAUAUGACUCUGGGAACAGACAGCCUCUUCUAGAUGCCUACCAUGAUGGUGCCUCCUUCUCACUCAGCUUGCCCUCCAGUCAAAACCCAAACAGGUGUAGUUUGAGAGACUACCAUAAAGACAGCCGUAACAUAAAGCGACUCAAAGAUCCAUCAACACGGUUCCGCCUACUGAAGCACACACGGCUGAACGUGGUGGCGUUGCUCAACGAGCUGCCUAAAACUCAGCAUGACACAGCCUCCUUCAAUGUAGACGUCAACACCUACACGACCACGUUACUGUCCUUUACGGUCAGCGGCAUGUUCAAAGAAGUUGAUGGUAAAUCUCAAGACGCGGUUAGGGCCUUCUCUCGGGUCUUCAUCGCAGUUCCUGCAGGAAUUUCAGGUCUAUGCAUAGUGAAUGACGAGCUAUUUGUGCGCAUCGCUACAACAGAGGAGAUCCAGCAUGCGUUCGCUGCUUCCGCCACCACUCCCUCCAGCAGCCCAGUGCCCACCCUCACCGCCCCCCAGCAGGAGAUGCUCUCCGCCUUCUCCCUCAAGUCUGGCAUGAACCUUGAGUGGUCGCAGAAGUGUCUUCAGGACAAUGAGUGGGAUUUCAACAAAGCUGCACAGAUCUUCACACAAUUAAAAAUUGAAGGCAAGAUUCCAGAUGUCGCUUUUAUAAAGUGAAGUUGGAAGAAUACAUGCUGUUGAUAGUGAACAUUAGAUUUUCUGUUAAGAAUUGGACAAGAAUAGAAUUGUAUAUAUUUUAUGGGUUUUGGUUUUAUCCUUUAUUCUUUGUUGUUUUACUGAAGUAGAAAGAUAAUGUCCACAACAAUGACUUUCUGCUCCAUUGUUUUAGUAACAGUGUCAAGGUUGUUUGACUUGAUGACUGAUGUUAUGAUAAAAUCUUGGUUAUUGUAACCUUAGUUUAAAGUCAUGUUUUCAUUGUAAUACAGUAAAAGAAAAAGCAAUUGGUUUUGAAUUUGUGUUCAACCUGUUUUCAAGAUUGUUUGUUAUGAAAAUGUAUCAAAUUCACACAUUCUCUGAAAAUAAAUUGUAUUCCACAGCAAAA